Besnoitia besnoiti is the source of this 3225-nucleotide messenger RNA. Its product is annotated as putative cell-cycle-associated protein kinase DYRK2. The record is from RefSeq and is a predicted model, not a curated record. Gene Ontology annotation, molecular function: protein serine/threonine kinase activity; ATP binding. NCBI's taxonomy places the organism in Eukaryota, Apicomplexa, Conoidasida, Eucoccidiorida, Sarcocystidae. Bases 1 to 3225 code for a protein of 1074 amino acids. The transcript has 2 exons. Gene Ontology annotation, biological process: peptidyl-serine phosphorylation; peptidyl-threonine phosphorylation.
AUGUUAAGCGCGCGGAAGCAUUCCUCCUGUGCCGUCGAUGAGACGACAGUUAGUCGCUCCGAUCCUGAGACACAAAAGGGGAGCUUUUGUUUAAAUAAAGUCGGUCCCGCUACUGCCGUGAGAGCCGCCCGUGAGGCCGAUGGUUAUAGGACGGCGUCCAUUGAGCGGAACCGCAACGCUCGUUAUUCAAUAUUCCGUCAAGUACAAUCCGUUCCUUUGUUGCAUUCACGUACUCAGCCGGUGUUGCCAAACCCUUGGAUCGAAGUUGGGUUCUCAGACGAGCGACAUAGAAGCAAGCGACCGCAGCUUAGCAGUGACUCGGACCUUUCCCCUAUUCGCGCCUUUUGUGGUACAUCCGGCUCGGCGGUUCCGGGCAGCCCUAGAGGGGUCCCUGCUGCUGCCAGCGCGAGUAAUGCAAGAUCGUCUUUCGCGUCUGAAAGACGGAUGGUCAUGGAUUCAAGUGCUACGGCUACCCAAGGAAGUAGCAUGGCCAUGCCACAGAAGCCAAGCGAUCGAUCUCGUCUUCCUGGCAGACGCUGCGUCCGCAAUGCCGUAAACACAGCUCAGGUUUUUGCGCCACACGCAGACGAGAACACGGCCGCUUCUCCAUCCUCUCAGACGGAGAUUGCCGGAGUGAACAGUUCGACUUCCGUCGCUGGUUUCCCGUCGUCUGUUGUGCUCUCCAGGGACUCCCUUUCAUCAACAUUACCUUCAACUCGAGAAAAGUGCAUCAGUGUGGUCAACAUCCUGCAGUCCACAAAGUGUAGCUCAUGUGAUAUGAUGGCUUGUCCGCUCACCAAGGAGCCACCUCUCUCUAGUCGCGGCAACUCGGCCCCACAAACCUGUUUCCAGGCAGAACACGACUGCCGCCGCGGUUUUCAAACGCCAUGCGGCGCUUGCCCCUCAUCAAGGUGCAGUCGUGAGGUACGGCAAACAGCUGAAUUCACCAUAAUUGCCCUGACACGUCCGUCAACCGUGUCAUCCAGGCAGUUGGGUUCCUCCGCCCCUGCUUCUGGCAGUGCUGCCGUGCAGCAGAACGAGUCUUCGGGAGGAGACAGUAUUUCGUCCUCCUCCGCAGCGCCAGGACUUCUCGGCAAGCUUCCCUCAUCCACCCCGGAGACUGCUCAUCCUUUUGACCAGGUCCCUGAUGACGCUCACUGUACCACGUCGUUCAAUUGCGUGCACCCCCUUACGGAACGGCAGGUGGAAGAACAUGCACUGCGUACCAGCUCAUGGGGGCUGCAUACUGAGAAGACGGGAAGGUCUGCCUCGUCCACGGCCUCGCGUGAUGAUGGCUCCAGUAACCACGAGGGUACUGUAGCCACCGGCCAACAAAUCGAUCCUAACAUGUCGAAUAGCGGCACACCUGGUACCAAGCGAGAUCGGUUUAUUGAACCCAUGGCGAAUGAUCCAAACGCUCUCAGUAUGAAACGAGUGACUAAGCGCAUUUCGCUUUCUCACCCGUCGAUCCUUGGCAAGGCUCUCUGUUACCCCGUAAGUUCCACAGUCUCCGUGAGUGGUCUGCGCCAAGAACAAGAGCUACGGACACCUCUUCAUUUUUCGAGUGGCGAAUGCUGCUCGAAACACCGUAAAAGCUCUGACGUUAGCCUUUCUGGACAUCCCCUCCUCGGGAUCCCGACACGACAGGAACUGGAUAGACGUGGCAAUGGACCCGCCAUUCGUGACAGGAAGUGUUGGGUAGGUCAGUCAGAUGCUUGCGAAGAUGGAUCCACGCGAGCACCGCCAGCCGCUUGUGAGGUGUGCCUCACCGGAAGCUCUACGCGGCCGUGCCAAGACACCUCCAAGCGAACGCUGAUGCCGGAUCUGCGCCACAGCGAAGAGAGGGAGCACCGGCCUCUGCAUGAUGCAACCGCAGCUCACGUUACAGCGGUACAGGAUGCCGAGAAGGGAGCAGUGCAGUCAACACCGCAGAAUUUGGCAGAGGACCAUGGAAAAAAGGAAGCUGUGGGGUCAAGCUUGCAAGCAAUCAAUCGCGAGUCCGUUGCUGAAGAGGGGCCGACGGCACACACCGCUAAAACAGCAUGUACAGAGCUGCCGCUAACUGGAAAGGAAUUGGUCAAAAGGCACGGUGCCGUACUUACAGCAUUUGAACAAGCGGAAGCUCUUGAGGUUCGCGAGGUGUGGUAUUGGGGCAAGUCCCGGGAGAAACCAUCUGGGGAAACUGCAAGAGGAAAAGGAGGGAUUAAUCAUGGCUUCGAUGAUGCCCGGGGCGAUUAUCUUGCUAGUCUAAGAGAUCACGUUAACUAUCGAUUCGAGCUCAUCGCUGCUUUAGGAAAAGGCUCCUUCGGGCAUGUAUUCAAAGCGUUCGACCACAAAACCGGGGAAUAUGUGGCGCUGAAAGUCGUUCGAAACAAAAAGCACUUUCACGCUCAAGGAUGUGUCGAAGUGAGUACACUGCAGAAAGUUCUGGAGGGCGACAAAGAUGAGAGAGGAAACGUCAUCCAUAUGAAGGAGCAUUUCAUAUUCCGAAGUCACCUGGUAAUCACCUUCGAGCUACUAGAUAUCAACCUGUACGAGUUCCUCAAACGGAAUACGUUCCGAGGAUUAUCCUCACUCGCAAUAAGGAGUAUCGGGAUCCAGCUGCUCCAAGCGCUACGUCUUCUGAAACGACACCGAAUUGUUCAUUGCGACUUGAAACCAGAGAACAUAGUGCUGAAGAAUAAGUUAAAGUCAAGCAUUAAGGUGAUUGAUUUCGGCUCCAGUUGUCCUGAGGGGGAGAUGCCGUACUCGUACAUACAGUCUCGGUUCUACCGAUCACCAGAAGUGUUGCUGGGCCUGAGCUACGGGUGUCCAAUUGAUAUGUGGUCUCUGGGGUGCGUCUUGGCGGAACUCCAUAAUGGGCAUCCACUGUUUGCGGGAGAAAAUGAAAAAGAUCAGAUAAACUGCAUGAUGGAAAUUCUUGGGCCACCCCCAAUGUACAUCAUCGCUAAAUCGCCAAGACGUCGUCUGUUCUUCGACAGUGCUGGAGACCCCAAACCCCACGUUAAUUCCCAUGGGAAAGGAAGGCGCCCAUCCUCAGCAGAUCUGUCUACGGCUCUUCAGACAGACGAUGAGCCGUUUGUCGAUUUCAUCAGAGAGUGCCUUCAUUGGGAUCCGGUUCUCCGAAUCACUCCCGAGCAGGCGCUGCAGCACCGGUGGGUCAAGCAGUUCAAAACGAUGAGGAAGCAAAAACAACUUGAAAACAAGUUGUGUCAUCUUGGCUGA